Molecule: messenger RNA, 336 nt
Organism: Bursaphelenchus xylophilus (pine wood nematode)
Lineage: Eukaryota; Metazoa; Nematoda; Chromadorea; Rhabditida; Aphelenchoididae
Source: the annotation of a GenBank genome assembly
AUGCCACUCCUACACCCACUCUUUGCCCUGUCCAACCUGCCGGGAUGCGUCAUAAUAGACGUAAAAAUCAACAACAUCCCACUUCGCGCCCGAGUAACUCCACAAGGCACUCCAAAUAAAGUCUUCCCACUCUACAGCAUCGUAAUGGGCAUUCCCAACCCACACGUGACCGACACGUCUAUUGGCACGACAGUAAGAGAGGUACCUGGAGCUGACCCCAUUUUACUGGUACCGGAAUUCAUUCCACUCGAGUACCAUCGUAUGGGACGCUAUGAGGAUCUCCCAGAUUAUGGAAUUCCUAUGUUAUUCGGACCAACCGUAAUUGAAAUCGUUUGA